Molecule: messenger RNA, 730 nt
Organism: Cetraspora pellucida
Lineage: Eukaryota; Fungi; Glomeromycota; Glomeromycetes; Diversisporales; Gigasporaceae
Source: the annotation of a GenBank genome assembly
AUGAGUCUGAAUGCAAUUGUCAAUAGUUCUUCUGAUUUGGGUUUAAGUAAUACUAAUAGAAAUUAUAACUGGAUUGAAGAUCAAGUUUAUAACAAAGAUGCCAUUACUGCUGAAAAUUUAGUCACCAAUGUUAUAGAUGAUCAAACAUUAAACAAACAUCAAAUAAGAAUACUUAACAUUUUUGUAGAUAGUAAUAUUGAACCAUUAAGAAUCAUUAUUAUAGGAACUGCAGGAAUGACUGAAAGUUCUUCUAUAACUGUGCUUGCACCAACUAAAGUUGCUGUAUUUAAUAUUCACAAGACAAUGAUUCAUUUAGCACUUUCUAUUUCAUUCAAAGACUUACCAAGUGUAAUUCCAACAGAAAAUAAACAAUACUCAAGAGCUAUAUAUAUCCUAUCUCUCAAAAAUGAAGUAAAUAAGAUUAAUAUUAAUAUGCUAAAGUCAUUGAAUAGUCUCAUUGCUAGAAUUCAUGCUAUUUACACUAGUAAUAAUGAAGCAUUUAGAACUGAUUCUGAUGUUGCAAAAGGCCCUACAUCUCAAAUUCUUUUAGCUAAAGGUGCUCAUGUUAUGCUUAGAGUGAACAUAUAUGUAGAAGUAGGGCUAGUUAAUAGUGCUAUAGAAACAGUCCAAGAUAUAUUAUUUGAAGAAAAUCAGAGACUGCUUUUACUUCUUAUUGCAGUUUUUGUAGAAUUUAAUGUUCACAAUGGUUCUGCAAUUAUAUUUACAAAAG